Molecule: messenger RNA, 912 nt
Organism: Lodderomyces jiufengensis
Lineage: Eukaryota; Fungi; Ascomycota; Pichiomycetes; Serinales; Debaryomycetaceae
Exons: 1
Coding region: 1-912 (303 amino acids)
Cellular component (GO): cellular bud neck; fungal-type vacuole
Source: RefSeq, a predicted model, not a curated record
AUGAAACGAGAUAGUCUAUUAACAGUGCUUGUUGACGCUACAAAAACUUUAGCUGCAAGAGAUGAUACAACAACUGAUUUACCGGCUAUGCCAACAUUAACAGAUCCAAAUGCUUAUACAACUCCUUCAGUCUCUGUUCCGCCAAAUAGUAAUAAUCCAUUUAUAAUUAGACAACAUAAUCCUUCUGGUACAGUUUUCAUUGCAGUUGGAUCAAUAGUUGGUGCAAUUUUAUUAGGUUUCAUAUUAUAUCAUUUGAUUGUUUCAUGUAGUGCAUCAAGAUUAGCUAAAAAGACAAGUGCUCAUGAUAGAGGAUUAUAUGAAAAAUAUCAAAAUAAUAAUAGUAAUGCUUAUGGUUUUGCUAAUAUGACUCCACAAUCAACUUUAAAUAAUUUUACAAAUGAAUAUACUAAUCAUCAUGGUACAUCAAUAUCAAAACUACCUUUAUUAAAUAAUAGAUCAUAUAAUAAUGUUGGAGCUGGUUCACAAUUUGGUGAUAAUUCAACAAUAUAUCAAUCAGAUAUGGCUAAUGCUACUACAAAAUAUGAUCUUACAAAGAUGUUUAUUUCCCCAACUGCAGAAGUAAUGCAACAUAAAAGAGUUAAAUCUUUCAAUACUCCAUCAUUAACAAACUUACCAUUUGGUGGAUCAAAUUCAAACUUAGGAAAUCCAUCUCCUGCAACUAAUAGACAUUCACAAUUGGUUCCUAAUUUAUAUAUUAAUAAUGAAAUUAAUAAUAGUGAAUACUUAAUUAAUCAACAACAAAUGGGAUUGAAUGAUCAAAAUUCUCAAAUGAACCAACAAAAUCAAACUCCACCUCAGCAAAAACAACAACAACAACAACAACAACAGAGAAAUCAACCAAAUGGUAGAAAGACAAUUCCUUCAAUGUAUCUUGAAGAUUUAAUUGAUUAA